CUACGGAAGACAGAGUGCAUGUAAGUUAAAAUCCUGUCCUCUAGUAUGGGCUCCAGCUUCCAUUUUGUUGAAGCUGGCCAAUCCUGUUAGAUUGGGCGUGGCCUCGCUAGGCGCCAACAGCAGCAGGAAUUCAGGAGCCAUUUUGAGAAUUAGUGAGGUGGAGAGAGGACGCAGUUCUGUUGUGUGAGGGGAAAUUAUGAGUACGCGCUUUGAGAGACACAAAAUGACUGGAAAUCAUAGGAAAAGGGGAAGAAGUUCACUAAAAUAUAGAAAUAUACAGGGUUCAGUUAAGACCACUGUUGUGGGACAGAUCAGACCCCAACCACAGCAACAGAAUGCUGAUCCAAAAUGCUUGGGAAUCCAUAGCUAACGCUAUGUAUGAUAACUUCCGAGAAAUGACUGAACAUUCAAGAGAAGAAAUUUUAAAAGAACUACAUACCAGAUGGAAGUCCACCAGGGACUACUACAUCAAAAUGUCGAAUAAACAGGAGACUAGUGGAUCAUCCCCGGCAAAGCGGGCUAAAAUUCCUUAUGAGGAACAACUGACUUUCCUGCAACCAAGCAGACAGCUUCGUAGAACAAGUGGAAAUUACCAGGUGGAAACACCAGCUGAAGAAGCCAUGGAUGUCCUCCAAGAGGAUAUCACGCCACGUACAUCUGGAACAACUACUCCAGUUCCGGAAACUUCCACCGAGAGUGAUGGAAGGGAGAGGAAUCCUCAAGAUCCGGAUCCCUCCCAGGCUCCUCCCUCUCAGGAGACUCCCGAUCCCUCUCAAGCUACUACAUCCCUGGAUACUAACCCCCCUUCAUCACAGUCUACCCAACGUCGUCCCCUCCGGAUAAGAGAUAAACAGUUGGAAGUAGAAGAACAAGCUUUAUCUCUUAUCCGCAGGGUCGACGGGAACGACGACUGUGAUUAUAUCUCAUACACACUGGCCACACACUGCCAUAAAAUUCCAAAUAAUGUUAAUCGGCAAGAUUUUAUGUCAUAUUGUUUUGUUGCAGCAACAGUGUUUGCCUCUGUGGAACCUCUGCCUCCAGUAGAGGAUUUAAUUAAAGACCUGAAAAUUAAAGUUGGACAGCGUUCCCUCUCACCACAUGGAGUUCAUGUGUCCACGCAAACAAAGCCACACCAUUUCCCAACCCAUACCACACGUCCCAACCAUUUUAUCAGUCUAUUUAGCCUCGUGUGUGUCCACUUCUAUGUCCGGGCUAUCAUAGUCACAGACAUAGUUGUGGAGGACACACGCGGCUUUGAUGACUGCAUCAACUGUGGCCUCAUCCAACUGCACUGCACAGGUGAAGAUCCUUCACUUACUACUCAUGAUCCCGAAGGUGCACUCCACGAAGCGUCGUGCCCGGCUCAGCCUUGUGUUGAAAACCCUCUUUCGGGCAUUCAGUCCCCUCUGUGGGUAUGGGCGCAGCAGGUUAGUCAUCAGAGGAAAAGCCUCAUCCGAUACCAAGACGAAGGGGACUGGAUGCGUGGUACUCGGAAGAGGUAUUGGUGGAGGCAGAGUCACCUGAUCUUGCAAAACUUGCCGCCCAAAUUCAGAUGUCCUCAGCACCCGUGA
Hyla sarda is the source of this 1571-nucleotide messenger RNA. RefSeq lists its product as uncharacterized. NCBI's taxonomy places the organism in Eukaryota, Metazoa, Chordata, Amphibia, Anura, Hylidae. The coding region runs from base 336 to 1571 and encodes 411 amino acids. The transcript is spliced from 5 exons. The record is from RefSeq and is a predicted model, not a curated record.